CUGCUUCAGCGGCCGUGCAGACCAGGAAGCGGCGGUGAAUCGCCCGAAACGCCCGUAAAGGAAGGCGGCUUUUUCGCUCUCCUAUUGCGGGCAAAGGAGCGGAUAGGGAGGCUUGUGGCGGCGGGAGGGGCUCCUGGGAGGGGCGCGAUGGGUGUUGCCUGAACUCUUGGACCAGGCUGGGCAUUUCCGAUCUGCGCAGCAAGAGCCCCCGCCGGCAGCAAGAUGAAGCAAGAGAAUAUUUUCCUCUUCGUUCCCAACCUCAUUGGUUAUGCUCGUAUAAUCUUAGCUUGUAUUGCUUUUUAUUAUAUGCCAACCUCCCCCUCGCUGGCAUCAUUCUUCUACCUAUUUAGUGGCUUCCUCGAUGCCUUUGAUGGCCAUGCUGCCCGGGCUCUUAAUCAAGGCACCCGCUUUGGGGCCAUGCUGGACAUGCUGACUGACCGCUGUACUACCAUGUGUCUGCUGGUGAACCUGGCUAUGCUGUAUCCAGAGUCUGCCGCCUGGUUUCAGCUGAGCAUGAGCCUUGAUGUGGCCUCCCAUUGGCUACAUCUCCACAGGUUCAAGACUUUUGCAUUCCCCUUUCUGUGGAGACAUAAAACUGGGAAGAGGGAGCUGAUGUGGACCUUCCCGUCAGGUUUGAUGGCCAGGGAUUCAUCUUCAGAUCCAGUUCCCUGCUCAGUGGCUAUUCCUGAUACAUAUUUAAAAACAAGUCUGAGGCAUUCACAAGUGCCCUUCUUGGGUUUGUGUUAAAGAUGCAAUUUGUUUCUUAAAUUGGCUUUCAUUACCACUCGCCUUGCUUGGUGUGAACAAGCUUGGCUGAUGCUCAUCUGCCGUCAUUCCUGUAUCAGUGUUUUCCAGAUUCAAGGGCUGUAAUGCACUUUUUAUGGAGCUGCUGCUAAAGGCAGUUCAGGAACUUCAUCUAGGGUAGAGCAUGGCAGGCUAAUGGAAACCAUUUAAUGGUCUCGCCCAUCAUCCAUUUGAGAAGUCUGAAUAAAUUGCUGAUUAGUUUCUCAGCUCAGUUCGAUACUGGAUCUUCCCUCUUAACUCCAUAAUCGCUGCAGUUCAAAUGGUCUGUGGAAAAAAAAUCCUUCUGCAAGAAAAUAAUUUCCCCUCCCACCCCGGCCUGUCUCUUCAGAUCCCACAAAGCGGCUUGAUUCAGUUCCAGUAGAAAUAAAUAUUUUUUCAUUGGAAGAUCAGAUUUACAAGAAACUCUUUAGAUGGUGCAACUAGAUUUUCUCCCAAAUACCUUUUCAAAAGUGAGUUAAGACUUUGUACAAAAGGUACUAAUUAUGGCGUCUUUAUUUUUGUUAGCCCUAUUCUUGACACAUGAUUGGCAAUUUUCUAUCUUUAUACCUACCUGUUAUUUCAUUAUUGGCAUAUACAUUUUGUUUUUAAAAUAGUAAAACUAUCUGAAGCUUUAUAAACACUUUUAGGCAACUCCUAUUAAGUAAAGAAAUAUAAACAAGAUGUAAUUGAUGGGAUACUUCUUACAAGAACAGUCAGACAUCAAGCUUAAAGCACCAAAAUCAAUUCUUAUCUUACAUAAAAUAGUAAGACUAGGAGCUAUGAGUCAUAUGUGGAAGGUCAACAGUACAUACCAUUUCCCCCAAAAUAAGACAUCCCCUGAUAAUAAGCCCAAUCAGGCUUUUGAGCACAUGGCAAUAAGGCCAAGCACUUAUUUCAGGGUUCAAAAAAAUAUAAUAUAGGGUCUUAUUUUCAGGGAAACACUGUAUUAUUAAUUGCUCAUAAAUUGUGUCUUUAUUCAGUAAUUCAAGAUAAUACACACCCCGACUCUAAGCAUAUUCAGUCUAAGGGAUAAAUGAGACAUCAGUUCAUCUUUCAGUGCAAAUUUACUUUCAAAUCAGAAUGUGAAGAAAAACUUAGUUGUUUGUAAAAACAAUUGCCAUUGUACAGUUUUAAAGAUUAUGCCAAAAUGUAUAAAUAAAAGGAAAGAGUUCAUAAAAUGAUACUGAAGAAAAUGAUGUAAUAGAAAAUUAUAUUGUGCAAGAAAAGGAAUCCUUAAAAAAGUAUGCCUAAGGCAAAAUUGUGUUCAAAAAAGUGCACAUUAGAAAAAAAAAAUUGUAUGCCUCUUCAGGUUUUUUGUCUAAGUUCAAAGUGGUGUAGAAAUGGGACACAAAUAAAGAAUUGAAAAUGAGAAGCAAACAGGAAUAAAAAUUGUUGGAUUUAGCCAUCCUUGCCAAAUCUACUUAGCUCGAGUACUGUAUGGUUAUUGCCUUGUGAAUCUACUGUAGAACAUACUAAUUCAGAUGAGAUGAACUCACUUAGUCAAAUGACCAACAAUGCAAAACAUCUGGAAUCUGGUACAAUUUUACUAAAAAUUGUAUCAAGGUGUGUAAGCUUCAUCCAAAACUUAGAAUUUUUUUGAAAUCCCACCUUUACUAUUUUUUCUUAUAAAUAACUCAAGGUGGUGAACAUAUCUAAUACUCCUUCCUCCUCCUAUUUUCUCCACAACAACAACCCUAUGAGAUGGGUAGGGAUGAAAAAGAGUGACUGGCCCAAAAUCACCCAGCUGGCUUUCAUGCCUAAAAUGAGACUAGAACUCUCAGUCUCUGGUGAUUGGCUCAAAGUCAUCCAGUCAGCUUUUGCACAUAAGGCAGGGGUAGAGCUCACUAUCAUCCAACUUCUUGCCAGGUGCCUUAACCACUAGAGCAGGGGUGUUAAACUCACGGCCCACGGGCCAGGUGUGUCAUGCGCUGGCCAUGCCCAUCCUCGUUUUAGCGAAAGGGGGGGAAGUCGCAAUACAUCAUGUGACAACAACAUGAUGCCCAUGAGUUUGACACCCCUGCACUAGAGCAAACAGGAUCUUUUAUUAUUUAUUUAUUUAGCCUUUUAAUAUGUUUGUAAAUCGAAAAGGGUACUACCAGAUUCCAAAUUUUUUGCCACCGCAACUCUUCCUUCAAGAUCCAUUAUAGGCAGUGUAGCAAAGAUCGUCGCAGAUAAUCAGGAAUUAUAAAAGGCAGUUUACAUCUAAUCAAGACAGAGAGACCAUAUACUAUGUUACAGAGCCAUGGCUCAGCAAGAGAUGGGCAGCACAAAAUCAGACAUUGAUCCAAUAUGGAAUACAUGAACUGCAAGUUAACAAUGAAUUCUGGAAUAGGCAGAAAGAUGAGGUUGUUUCAGACUGCCAUUCAUGCCAUCCUCAAAUCAUCAUAAACUCAGAAUCUAGUUUGUAUACCAGAAUGAGCUAGGUUUGGUUAACCAUGGCAUAUUACAUUGCGCUAAAUCAUAAAUAGUAUCUUGCAAAUAACAAUUGCUCUUUAACAAAAUAUAUUCUACAAAAUAAAACAUUCUUUGGGUUAAUGCAGUAUGUGUAUUAAGUGAUGUUUAAGCUAAUGUGAGAUAGUUUCUAACAAAUCCUGUUCAAUCCUUCCUGAUGCCAAAAAAAUUCCAUCCGGAAAUUCUGAAUGCUGCAGCCUGAACACAUCUAGAGGAUGCCAAGAUUGGGAAAGGACUGUAUACCCAUCUACCUAUCCUACAGAAGUCAAUCAGGCUUAUUUCUGAAUUCAACAUUAGAAAAAUAAUCUUGUCAAUGAGCAUGUGCUCCUAUACUUACAAUGUGGUAUUUUAUGCUUUACCUCUGUAUGCAUAUAUACACGCCCUUUUAUAAACAGGCUAAAAAAAAUAACCAGUAUUGCUACAACAAGUAAUUAUAUAGCGUACGUCUCCAGAUGGCACACUCUAGCUAUUUUCUGACAUACCAUAUAAUUAACAUACAAUCACCAACUUCCAAUGCUGGCACAUGAAUGCCAUAACUGAUUCUCUGAUGGACACAAUUUUUCCUUAGAGAAAACCUUCAAACGGGGAAAUUCCCUGUGCAUAAAAAGGCAUACCGACAUACUGAUCAUCUUAUUAGCAGUGUCGCCAGCACACACAAAACAACUAAGCCAUUAUUUAUUUUGUAUUAAUUAGUUGGCACAUAUUAGUGGCACAUGGCCCAGUAGUACAAUUGUCUCUUUUCAUUACUUACACACAUUCAUAUAAAAGAAAUACCUGACCUGUCCCUCUAAACUUUUUGACUGCUCAUCAAAUGGCAAAAGGGUAACCCCAAGGAAAAAACCCUUGCCAAUGCCUCUGUCUUUGUCUGACAAGGCUAACUGGGGAAUUCUGGGAGUUGAAAUCCACAUAUCUUAAAAGUUGCUGAGGUUGAGAAGCACUACAGGAUAAAAGGCAUGCCCAGCCCAAGAUCUUGGUAUUUUCAACCAUCUUUUCUCCUUUAAUCAGAUGCAGUUCUAUAUAUUUUGAAUCCAUCUGUUUUAUUCUCUGAGGCAACCAUAACUCAAGCUUGCAGAGAUUCCUAACAAUAAAGCUACAUUGUUUCAUAGAAAGGCUUAAAAGUGAAUGACAUUUCAGCAAGUCUCUCUUGCACAAGGAAUAGAAAAUGUUUGAGUAUUAAGUUAUGCAAGUUUUCUAAAACCAGAUUAAUUUUUAUCAUCUGGGAUGAAGAACAGGCCCCACAGUCAUUUAGCACAGAAAAAGCACAAUUCUACUUUGGAACAAUUUCUCCUUAUUAGAAAAAAAAACAAACACCUGAUGACAAAGUGGGACUUGUGAUCCUCAAUAUCCUUUCCCCCUUCCCAUUCUCUCUUUUGGCUGGGUUGGUUGCGGUUGGUGUGAGUCCAACCUGUGUACAUGCUUUCCAUCCUAAGCAGAUGCCUGUUUCUCUACUCCUCCAGUGACUGGAAGCCUUCUUGUCUAAAGAAGAUUGGAUGGCUUGUAUUGAUUUCCUUCCCUUUAUGGAUAUAUUCCCAAUAACCACAUCGGUUUUCUCUUUCUUCUGUCCUGAUUUCUGUCUUUUCUCCCAAACAGUCCCAUAACCAUUGUCUAGGCAUUGUACAUAUCUCAGAUUGCUCAACAUCAUCCAGGCACCCAAAUCUCUUGAACCGGCUAUUUCCCUUCUCCCCCACACUCCCCGUCUGCUCUGGAGAGUGAACUCACUUCCACAAACCCUUUGCUUUCACGCCUUUCUUCCCCGUCAUUCAACCCCCUCCCAGAUCUGGCUUCUACCAUGGACAGCUCCUUAGGAGCCUCUCUUACUUGCCACCGCCACCGCCGCCCCGCCACCGCUCCCUUUCUCUCCUUUCUGAUUUACCUCGUGGCUAUUCGCUCUCUCCACCACGUUGAUCCCUCGCGCCUUACUCCGGUCUACAGGCCAUUCGCUAUCCUCCCCACUUUGCUGCCUUCAGAAAAGCCCUGAUGUCACCCUUCCCCUCUCUGUUCUACACAUGCGACUAAGUGUGCGUAGCAUCCUUGCCUUACUCGGCGUCUCAGCCUUCGCUUUCUCCCUUUUCAAGGUAGGGUAAGGGUACGUUAUCUGGAAGACCCCUAACUUGGUCAAAAGCCUUCAUUACCGAGCGCUCCCUCCAUCUGUUUCCAACUUCCUCGCACACCCUCUUCCCGCAUCCCUAGUUCACACCCAUCUUGGAGCAAAAAGAGCCAACCCUGUUCUCCCCCCCACCCCAGCCAUUUCGCCGGGCGGCGCGCGCGCACACACGCACACACACACAGCCGAAUCGACUCUCGUCGCCGAUGUCUCCUCGCCUCCACCAACCCGCCACUUUCCUGUUUCAGCUCCUUCCUCCCACGCACUCUCCCCCACCCCGCCCUUAUACCUGCUGCUCAGUCUUCCUGGUCUCCAGAGGGAACCUCAGCCAAGGAUGGGAUCCACGCCCACCCAGCAUUCCUGACUGCCCCCCGCCCUCAUUUCGCAUCCCGAAACAUUCCUACAAUCUGAUGCUCCCAAGGACGCCCCUCCACCUACCACCGAGCGCCGCACUCCUCUCGCCCACACCCAGCUCACUUCGGUCUUCUUUGGUCUCCCCCGCCCGCUUGCCGCAGCAACCACCGACCUUCUGUUAUAAGGAGAGAUGAGAGGUUUGGGGCGGGGCGAGGGGCAGAGAAAGACUGGACCCAAGCAAGGUCUCCCGUUCUCCUACCUGUGCUUCUGGCUAUGUCCCGUUAGCAGGUGUUGAGGUGGGGUGGACAGAGAGCUGGAAGGAUGGAUCCCCCCCCUUACUCACACAUCACACCCCUCCUUCUUGCUGCUGUAACCCUCCUUUCUCCCCU
Messenger RNA from Ahaetulla prasina, 6081 nucleotides. RefSeq names its product CDP-diacylglycerol--inositol 3-phosphatidyltransferase (gene CDIPT). Gene Ontology annotation, biological process: phosphatidylinositol biosynthetic process. The record is from RefSeq and is a predicted model, not a curated record. The transcript is spliced from 4 exons. The coding region runs from base 223 to 747 and encodes 174 amino acids. Gene Ontology annotation, cellular component: Golgi apparatus; membrane. Lineage: Eukaryota; Metazoa; Chordata; Lepidosauria; Squamata; Colubridae. Gene Ontology annotation, molecular function: CDP-diacylglycerol-inositol 3-phosphatidyltransferase activity.